Drosophila hydei is the source of this 2042-nucleotide messenger RNA. It is a transcript of the gene csul, whose product is annotated as protein arginine N-methyltransferase 5. The record is from RefSeq and is a predicted model, not a curated record. NCBI's taxonomy places the organism in Eukaryota, Metazoa, Arthropoda, Insecta, Diptera, Drosophilidae. Gene Ontology annotation, cellular component: nucleus; cytosol. The transcript has 6 exons. Bases 78 to 1892 code for a protein of 604 amino acids. Gene Ontology annotation, biological process: regulation of DNA-templated transcription; peptidyl-arginine N-methylation.
UUAUCGAUAUCGUCCAUAUUUAUUAAUGUUUUUGUUGUGUACACACUAAAAACCGGCGCACGCUAUUUUUGAUUAAAAUGAAUUACUAUGUUUGCCUGCAUCAGGAAGGAAUUAGCAGUAUACCUAAAAUAAUACAAAAAGCCCAUGCAAAUAACUAUAAUGUGGUGGCCACCUCGAUUAACGCAAAUAUGCUGCCCAUGGAUCCAUACGAAACGGAUCCCACAUAUCCGGCAACUGUGUUAAAUGCCGUCGACUGGAACUCUAAGGUACUUUUCCAAGUAUCCGAUGUGGAUGUGGACUCGCCCAAUGCAAAGCUAUGUGAAUAUUCGAAAGCUAUGCUGUUGCGCGAUGUCACUUGGGCAGAGCACUUACAAAAUAAUGGAAACAUAAUGGUACGCCUAAGAGGACCCAAGAAUGACAAUUUGGCGGAGAUUAUUAAGUCAAGGACGAAGGUAAGCUGGUUUAUGCAUGUGCCCAUCACCAAUCCCGAAUUGUCCACCUUUGAGCAUCGUAAAGAUGCCACUGAGACAGAGAUUGAAGAAGCGCAACAAGUGGAUCCUUGGAAUUGGUGGAACGAACUACGUUUCGCUAUUAAACAUAAUCCCAAGGUGAAAGUUGUGCUGGAGCUGAGCGACUCCGAUCGACCCAGUCGUGAGUGUGUUCGCCGUUGGCUAGGUGAACCCAUCGAAGCUAUCAUCAUUCCAUCCAGUUUAUUUGUUCUGAAUCGAUCCAAUUAUUAUGUGCUCCAUAAGGAAUGGCAAGCGAUUGUUGGCCACUUCAUUUCUGUGAGAGCCAACAUAAUUAUCUCCACAAAUACCAAUGAUAAGGCUAUCUCGCAAUAUGCGGAUUAUAUCAAGAAACUGAUCAGCGAUCAUGGAGAUACGCACGAUUUAAUUAACUAUGAGAACAUGUUGGAAAUACCGCUGCAGCCGCUGUUCGAUAAUCUGGAUAGCUACACCUAUGAAGUCUUCGAAACUGAUCCGGUCAAAUAUAAGUUUUACCAGGAUGCCGUACAGCAGUUGCUUUUAGAUCGCGUUAGUGAAGAGGAAGCUAAGCGCAAGCUGACUGUCGUUAUGGUUCUUGGAGGUGGGCGUGGUCCAUUAGCACGUGCUGUAUUCAAUGCAGCGGAGAUAACGAAACGCAAAGUGCGCGUCUAUAUUAUAGAAAAGAAUCCCAGUGCCAUACGUACACUGUCUAACAUGGUGAAGACAUUGUGGUCAAAGAAGGACGUUCACAUAUUCUCCAAGGAUAUGCGCGACUUCUCGCCUCCGGAAUUGGCUGACGUGCUAGUCUCUGAACUGCUGGGUUCAUUUGGCGAUAACGAGCUGUCACCCGAGUGCCUCGAUGGCGCUUUGAAACUACUUAAGCCAGAUGGCAUUAGCAUACCCUGUAAAUCAACAUCGUAUAUUAAUCCUAUUAUGUCUGCUGUGCUGCAUAAUAAUGUCUGCCAACUGCCAUCCACUGUGCCAGUCUUCAACUGUGGCUAUGUGGUGCUGCUUAAGAACAUUUACCACAUCGAUGAGCCGCAAACGUUAUUCGAAUUUACGCACCCUAAUCGGGACCCGAAUAUUGAUAAUACACGCCACAAAAAGCUCUCCUUCACAGCUCAAAAGGAUUGUGUACUGCAUGGCAUUGGCGGCUACUUUGAUACUGUGCUGUAUAAAAAUAUAACCCUAAGCAUUAAUCCUGCGACACACACGCAGGGCAUGUUCUCCUGGUUUCCUAUGUUCUUCCCAACGCAACCGCUAACUAUCAAGGCAGGCGAAACAAUUUCUAUUAAAUUCUGGCGCCGCGUGGACACAGAGAAGGUGUGGUACGAAUGGCAGCUUUGCGAACCUAAAGAAUUCGAGCCACACAAUUCGGGUGGCAUGGGCUAUAAUAUGCGCUUAUAAGCUUUACUGCAAUAAACUCUAUGGGGAGUCAUAUAAAAAGGGGGUUAGCCUGAAGCCCUUCGCUGCUUUGGCUGUAAAACAUUGUAAUUUCGAAAUAAUGCUACUGUAAUAGAAAACACAACACCAAAAGAAAUAAGAAUCAUAAAAACU